UAACUGGAGUCAGCCGAGGCGGCAUUUCACAUUUACUCUCAUUAUAACAGGUUUGACGGAGAUCAGAGAGGGUAACAACACUGGAAAAAGCGAGACACGGGUGGAACGCGAGAUCAUCUCACAAUCGACACAAGAGGAGUUUCUCUCAGGGUUCGGUGUCUUAAUUCUAUCAGGAAAAUAUGAUGGACGACGAGCAGCCCAAGACCCUGUAUGUCGGAAACCUGUCUCGAGAUGUGACCGAGGCCCUUAUUAUGCAGCUCUUUGGUCAGAUUGGCCCCUGCAAGAGCUGUAAAAUGAUUGUCGAUACGGCAGGUAACGAUCCAUACUGCUUUGUGGAGUUCUUCGAACAUAGGCACGCAGCGGCCUCGCUCGCAGCCAUGAAUGGGCGUAAAAUAAUGGGUAAGGAGGUAAAGGUCAAUUGGGCAACAUCACCAAGCAGCCAGAAAAAAGACACAAGCAAUCACUUCCACGUCUUUGUUGGAGACCUCAGUCCAGAAAUCACCACUGAUGACAUCAGAGCUGCCUUUGCACCUUUUGGCAGGAUAUCAGAUGCACGUGUAGUGAAAGACAUGGCGACGGGGAAGUCAAAAGGCUAUGGUUUUGUUUCAUUCUUCAACAAAUGGGAUGCGGAGAAUGCCAUUCAGCAGAUGGGAGGUCAGUGGUUGGGUGGCCGGCAAAUCAGGACCAACUGGGCUACAAGAAAACCGCCAGCACCUAAAGCCACUUAUGAAACGAACACCAAGCACUUGUCGUUUGAUGAAGUAGUGAAUCAGUCCAGUCCCAGCAACUGCACUGUCUAUUGUGGUGGAGUCACUACAGGCCUUACAGAACAACUCAUGAGACAAACAUUUUCCCCUUUUGGCCAAAUCAUGGAAGUUCGAGUAUUCCCAGACAAAGGCUACUCGUUUGUGCGGUUCAACUCUCAUGAAAGUGCAGCUCAUGCGAUAGUGUCGGUAAAUGGUACGUCCUUAGAAGGUCACAUAGUGAAAUGUUACUGGGGUAAGGAGACUACAGACAUGGUGAGCCCCAUGCAGCAGGUGCAGGUACCCCAGCAGAGUAAAGUUGGUUUUGCUGCGCAACCAUACGGCCAGUGGGGACAAUGGUACGGCAACGCACAGCAAAUUAGUCAGUAUGUCCCUAAUGGCUGGCAGGUACCCACUUACGGCGUGUACGGACAGGCCUGGAAUCAGCAGGGCUUCAAUCACUUACAGGCUGGUGCGGGCUGGGCCGGUGUGGGUGCUGUGAGCAACGGAGGUGUCGUAGAGCCUGCGCAGGGAGUCAACGGGACCGUCCUGGCCAACCAGUCCACCAUGGGCACUGCAGGAUACCACACACACUGAUGGGGCGAUUGACGACUCUAGCACUCCACUGCGGCCACUGCAGGGAUCUACACACUCAAACACACGUCAAGAUAUGCCUGGCCUGGGGGAGGCGCUGUGCCAUUUUUCUUUUUUGUUUUUCUCCCUCGUCCUCCACCUGUAAUUUGAGACUUUGAGGCAGAUCUUGCUCGUCAUUGUGGGGUCGGGUUGCCCUACACCCGGAUUAAACAUCACACCCUGAUACACAAACGUAUUCACACAAACACACACACACCCUUACAAAUCCCCAAGUCUCUGGCCUGGUGUCCGGCUGACUUAUUCGGAGAGGACUAUGCCAUUUUUAACUAUAAAUGAAUAAAAUCAACAAUAACUGCAA
Messenger RNA from Danio rerio (zebrafish), 1695 nucleotides. RefSeq names its product TIA1 cytotoxic granule-associated RNA binding protein (gene tia1). The record is from RefSeq and is marked provisional. NCBI's taxonomy places the organism in Eukaryota, Metazoa, Chordata, Actinopteri, Cypriniformes, Danionidae. Gene Ontology annotation, molecular function: nucleic acid binding; RNA binding. Gene Ontology annotation, biological process: regulation of alternative mRNA splicing, via spliceosome. Gene Ontology annotation, cellular component: nucleus; cytoplasmic stress granule; nuclear stress granule.